GUAAUAAAGACAUAUUCAAACUCAGACCAGAGAAAAUGAAACACAUGACAUGUUUGUUACUAUAUUAUUAGGUAUAUUUACACCUAUCACCGUUUGAAUGUAAACAAUCACACACGUGGAUUGUGAAAGAUCAAAAAUGCCAAAAGAAAAGACUGUUAAAAAAUCUAGACAGCACCAGGCUGUCCAAAAGCAAGGAAUUAAUUUCAACAAAGACUUUGGGCAGCAUAUUCUAAAGAAUCCAUUAAUUGUCACAAGUAUGGUUGAAAAGGCAGCAUUAAGACCAACAGAUGUAGUAUUAGAAGUUGGCCCUGGUACUGGUAAUAUGACUGUUAAAUUGUUAGAAAAGACAAAAAAGGUGGUAGCAUGUGAAAUAGAUCCAAGACUUGCUGCAGAGUUACAAAAAAGAGUUCAGAGCACUCCCAGUCAGAACAAACUUCAACUGAUGAUUGGGGAUGUUUUGAAGACGGAGUUACCAUUCUUUGACGUGUGUGUAGCUAAUUUGCCAUACCAAAUCUCAUCACCGUUUGUAUUCAAACUCCUACUUCACAGACCAUUCUUCAGAUGUGCUGUGUUAAUGUUCCAAAGAGAGUUUGCCCAACGACUUGUAGCCAUGCCAGGAGACAAGCUAUACUGUAGACUGUCUGUCAACACACAGUUGUUAGCCAGAGUUGAUCAUUUAAUGAAGGUAGGAAAAAAUAACUUCCGGCCCCCACCAAAAGUAGAAUCAAGUGUAGUGAGAAUUGAACCAAGGAAUCCUCCACCACCUAUAAACUUCCAGGAAUGGGAUGGUCUCGUCAGAAUUUGUUUCUCCAGGAAAAAUAAAACUCUUGGUGCUGCCUUUAAAUUUACCAAGAUUCUAGAAUUGUUAGAGAAAAACUACAAAACAAGUUGUUCUCUGAAAUCAAUUCCUAUUCCUCCAGAUUUUGAUGUGAAAACAAAAGUAGCUGAAUUAUUACAGAAAAAUGAAUAUGAUAAAAAGAGAGCCAGGACAAUGGACAUUGAUGACUUUCUAGGGUUAUUAAAUUGUUUUAACACAGAAGGAUUUCAUUUUACCUGAUUCAAGAAGAAACACAAACAACAACAACAUAUCUGUGAUAUCUACCUUCAAAUGAAUGAAGACACCAAGGAAAGCAUCAGAAAUAUCAUCCUCCGUUGUUAGGUUUCUGGACAUUUAUAGACAAACAAUAAAACAUAUACUCAAUAUGUACAUUAACAUAUUAACUAAAUGAAAUUAAGUAACGUUAUGCUAAUGUUCAGUAUACAAGUUCAUCUUUGAAGGAUUUAAAUUGUCUAUCUGAAUUAAAUUGUAUUAACAGCUCAACAAUUGAUGCAUUUUCUUUGGUAUGAAUAAAAGGCCAUGUUGGGUAUUGUGGAGACAAUAAAACCAGAAGAAAAAUAUGGAAAUAGCUUACUACAUUUGCUGUUAAUAU
Mytilus trossulus (common blue mussel) is the source of this 1430-nucleotide messenger RNA. RefSeq names its product probable dimethyladenosine transferase. Bases 137 to 1057 code for a protein of 306 amino acids. The transcript is spliced from 11 exons. The record is from RefSeq and is a predicted model, not a curated record. Gene Ontology annotation, cellular component: nucleolus. Gene Ontology annotation, biological process: rRNA methylation. Gene Ontology annotation, molecular function: rRNA (adenine-N6,N6-)-dimethyltransferase activity. NCBI's taxonomy places the organism in Eukaryota, Metazoa, Mollusca, Bivalvia, Mytilida, Mytilidae.